CCAUGCGUGUUUUUUUUCUCAUAACCAAUUCUAUUUCAUUUUUUUUUCUCUUGCCAAAAUAAUCAAACAAAAAAAUGUUCAACUUGAAUAAAUCAUUAGCAAAAUUGCAAUCAUUUUUAAAAGAAAAUGAUUUACAAAAGAAACAAGUUGAUUCCUCGUUACCGACGAAAACAACUGUCCAAAAGAAGAUUCGUUCCAAUGGAUUCUCGAAUAAACGAACAAAAAAUAAUCCAGCUACUUCGAAUGGAACCGAAGAACGACGUGGUGUUUUGAUGAUUAAAAAUUUUCCACAUGGUUUUUAUGAACAACAAAUGUAUGAAUAUUUUUCACAAUUUGGUGAAGUAACACGAUUGAAAAUUAUGCGAAGCCGAAAGACAGGUAAACCAAAAAAUUAUGGUUUUAUUGAAUUUAGAUUUGAAGAUGUUGCCGAAAUUGCUGCACAAACUAUGGACAAUUAUUUAAUGUUUGAUCGAAUUGUUAAAUGUCGAAUGUUACCAUUGGAAAAAGUUAAUGCGAAUAUUUUCAAAAAUUGGAAUCGACCAUUUGUUAGCAGUGUAGAAAAACAUCGAUUAACACAUAAUCAACCGAAAACCACACGACAAGAACUACGAAUGGUUCAACGACAAUUACGUCGUAUUGGAAAGAUGAACAAUUUAUUAGCAGAAAAUGGUAUUGAAUUCGAAACUGUUAUUAUAAAUCGGCCAACUGAUUUAGAAUUGGCCAUCGAUAAUAACGAUAAAACUGAUGUGGAUAAUGUCCAAACCCAAUCAAUCAAAUCAAAAUCCAAACAUAAAUUAUCACAAUCGUCAACAACGGAUUCGAUGCCCAUCGAAAUGAUUCGAAUGAUACGACCAAAAACUGCAUGUCUUUCAACAUUACUGAAACGUAAACGAUUGAUAAAUGCAAAAUUUAUGAAAAUGAAAGCUGGUUUUAGGGUUUAAUCGAAUGUAAAACAAUUAUUUUUCACAAUUAAAUAUUUGGUUACUUUAUUGA
Messenger RNA from Dermatophagoides pteronyssinus (European house dust mite), 993 nucleotides. RefSeq lists its product as uncharacterized. NCBI's taxonomy places the organism in Eukaryota, Metazoa, Arthropoda, Arachnida, Sarcoptiformes, Pyroglyphidae. Gene Ontology annotation, molecular function: RNA binding. The record is from RefSeq and is a predicted model, not a curated record.